AUGGAAUCUCCAACAGUUUCAAAAAAUGGCUCCUCAUCUUUUUACAAUGAACGACAAGGACAUUGUUCAAUUUGUUCAGAAAAUGAUGUUAAAUUGGUCAAUCUCUCAAAGAAUUGUAAACAUUUAUCAAAUUGUUGUGUUCCAUGUUUAACACAAAGUAUUUCUACUGAUAUUGAAUCAAAAGGAGCUUAUUCAUUUCAAUGUCCGAUGCCAGCAUGCAAUAUUAAAUUCGAACCUGAAGAAUAUUAUCAAUUAUUAGACAAACGAUUGGUUGGUAUUGUAGAUAAAUUAUUGUUACAUCGAAUACUUGAAAUUAAUGAAGAAUUCAGAUGGUGCAAAUCAAGCAAAGGAUGCGGUGCUGGACAACUUGUAUCGAAUCAUAAGGAUUUACUUGGGUAUUAUGCAUGUUAUGCUUGUGGAGAAAUGUUAUGUUUUCGUCACUCAAUUGAAUGGCAUAAAGGUUUUACUUGUGAUGAAUUUGAUGCUGAAAGAGCCCGAAACGAUGAUUUAGCCUCUGAUGUAACUGUUCUUGCAUUUACUAAGAAAUGUCCAAAUGCAUUAUGUGCUACUCCAAUAAUGAAACAUGAAGGAUGUGAUGUCAUGACUUGUUGUCGGUUUGGAACUCAUGUUUGUGCUGAAUCGAAAGGUACUUGUGAUCAUGGAGGACGAAACUAUUGUGGACAACGCUUUUGUUGGAUUUGUCUCGGGAAAAUCGACAUCGAUAAGAAGACAAACACUUUUAUAAGACAUUGCAAAGCAAAUUGCAAGUAUAAUUCAUUGAAUUAA
Rotaria sp. Silwood1 is the source of this 786-nucleotide messenger RNA. Lineage: Eukaryota; Metazoa; Rotifera; Eurotatoria; Philodinida; Philodinidae. The record is from the annotation of a GenBank genome assembly.